Molecule: messenger RNA, 1362 nt
Organism: Ceutorhynchus assimilis (cabbage seed weevil)
Lineage: Eukaryota; Metazoa; Arthropoda; Insecta; Coleoptera; Curculionidae
Source: the annotation of a GenBank genome assembly
CCUUAUCAGUCAAAUCGAUUUUAUAUAUAAAUACAAGAUAAAAACCCAUUUUGUGAAUUUUAAUCAAAAUUGGUAAUAAAAUAUAAUCAUGAACCAAAUUAGAAAUUUAUUGGUUUUAAUUUUGACUUGUAGCAAUUUGACUUUUGGGGCUGAAAUUGUUUGCUACUUUACAAAUUGGGCGGUUUACAGACAGGGCAUUGCCAAAUUUCAAGUUUCAAAUAUUGACCCUCAUCUAUGCACCAUUAUAAAUUAUGCCUUUGUGGGGCUCAAUGGCAACACUGGCGAACUUAAAGUGCUGGACGAUUGGUCAGAUAAUGGUUUAGGUAACGUUAAAAAAGUUAUUGGCUUAAAACAACAAAACAAAAAGCUCAAAGUAUUGAUUUCCAUGGGAGGAUGGACUGAAGGUUCAACAAAAUAUUCGCAUGUAGCUGCAAGUCCGACAUUAAGAGCUACAUUUGUCAAGAGUGUUUUGAAAUAUAUCAAAGCUCAUGGUUUCAAUGGGUUUGAUUUGGAUUGGGAAUAUCCUGUGUCCAGAAAUGGAUCACCUAAAGACGUACAAAACUUCGUAACUCUUCUUUCCGAACUAAAGCGCGCCUUCAAACCUUUCAAUUACUUGCUUACCAUCGCUGUACCAGGUGGUGGAAGCCAAGUGGGCAUUUCCUAUGACGUACCUAAACUUAUGAAUGUCGUUGACUACGUUAAUUUAAUGUUAUACGAUUUUCGUAUGGCCACUUCAGUGAGGUACGCUGCCCAUCAUUCGCCUUUUCAUCCUUGUAGCCAGGAUUCUGGAGAGAAUCGACAACUAAGUGCGAGUGGAGGCAUCCAUCAAUGGAUCGCUCUAGGUGCCAAGCCGUCAAAACUGAUCCUGGGAAUACCAUUCUAUGCCAGAAGCUUCAAAUUGCACAACGCCAACAAACAUAAAUUAUACGACCCCACUGAUGGACCUGGACCGGCUGGACCUCUUUCAAAAGUUGCUGGAUUUUUGUCAUACCAAGAAAUUUGUAAGUAUUAUAAAGACGCCACUUAUGUUUGGAACGAUCAACAACAAUCGCCACAUUCUUACAAAGGUACCACCUGGUACGGCUACGACGAUCCCAGGUCAGUAGGCCUCAAAGCUCAGUACGCUCGUAAGACGGGACUGGCAGGAGUAAUGGUUUGGGAUUUGGAUUUCGACGAUUUUAAUAAUUCGUGCGGGAAAGGAAAAUAUCCUUUGUUAACCGCCAUAAAUAAGGCACUGAAAUUUGAACAAUAAAAUAUUUUGUAUUCUGUUGAAUUUUCGAUUCAGAAACUUGUAUUUUUAAAAAAACAUUUAUUUUAUUAAUUAAAAUACAAUGGUGGCAAAAGAAAAUAUGUGGAUCAAAU